Salvelinus fontinalis (brook trout) is the source of this 1369-nucleotide messenger RNA. It is a transcript of the gene txk, whose product is annotated as TXK tyrosine kinase. Gene Ontology annotation, biological process: adaptive immune response; peptidyl-tyrosine autophosphorylation; B cell receptor signaling pathway. Gene Ontology annotation, molecular function: ATP binding; non-membrane spanning protein tyrosine kinase activity; protein binding. NCBI's taxonomy places the organism in Eukaryota, Metazoa, Chordata, Actinopteri, Salmoniformes, Salmonidae. The transcript has 14 exons. The annotation marks the transcript as partial. The record is from RefSeq and is a predicted model, not a curated record.
UCUCAAUUUUCAGAUCACUCUAUUCAUUCAUUUUUCUGCUGCUGCUGUUCUGUAGAAUCCAGAGAGAUCAGCACCCAUGUGAACCUGAAUAGUGGAUCUGUCUCUGGAUCUCUGUGUUUUCACACUAGGAGGUACCCAGGACAUGCUAACAGGACGGAUCGGUCCAGGAGGAAGCUGCCUCCCCCUCCACCAGAUAACGACGAUGGCGGAGACAUACUAGUGGUCGCCAUGUAUGACUUCACAGCGAAAGAGGACACGGACCUGACUCUGACUCAGGGAGACGAGUACACCAUCCUACACAAACAGGACCAGCUGUGGUGGAGGGCACAGGACAAACACGGAAAUAAGGGGUUUAUCCCCAGUAACUAUGUCACAGAAAAGGACAGGAUUGAGGCCAACCAGUGGUUCUGUCAGAGCAUCACCAGAUCAGAGGCUGAACAGCUGCUACGACAGGAGGCUAAAGAGGGAGGUUUUGUGGUGAGGGAGUCUAGUCAGCAAAGCUGUUACACUGUUUCAGUGUUCACUAAAGCUCUGGGUAUAAACGGUGGUAUCAGACACUACCAGAUAAAGCUCAAUGAUUCUGGAAGCUUCUAUCUUUGUGAGAAGCACAUCUUCACCUCGAUACCUGAACUUAUAGAGUACCACAACCACAAUGCUGCAGGUCUGGUGACCAGGUUAAGGUAUGCAGUAGAACCUAUGGGCAGGUGUGUUCCUGCUACAUCAGGCUUCAGCUCAGAGAAAUGGGAGAUUGACCCUAGUGAGUUGACGGUAAUGAAGGAGCUGGGUUGUGGUCAGUUUGGCUUGGUGAGGCUGGGGAAAUGGAGAGCGCUGUGUAAGGUGGCCAUUAAAACAAUCAACCAAGGAGCCAUGCACGAAGAGGACUUCAUAGAGGAGGCGAAGAUUAUGAUGCGAAGAGUGGCAGCACGGAACUGUCUGGUCAGUGACAAGAACGUGGUGAAGGUGUGUGACUUUGGAAUGACCAGGUACGUGUUAGACAACCAGUACACCAGCUCUACAGGCUCUAAGUUCCCAGUCAAGUGGUCUCCCCCCGAGGUGCUGCACUAUAACAAGUUCAGCAGCAAGUCUGACGUCUGGUCCUUCGGUGUGUUGAUGUGGGAGGUGUUUACUGAGGGGAAGACGCCGUUUGAUGGGCGAUCUAAUGUAGAUGUAGUGGAUGAGAUUACCAGGGGAAACCGUCUCUACCGACCUCACAAAGCUUCCAACGAUGUCUACAAACUCAUGUACAAGUGCUGGCACGAGAGACCACAGGGCCGUCCUUCUUUCUCUGAGCUGCUGGAGAACAUCAGACUACUGGCUGAACUGGCAGACUAGACACAAACACACAGCUGUUGGAGAGGAUCAGACUACU